AACUAUUAUUCGUUUAGAAACUAUAAUAUGAAACCAUUGGUUCGACAUCACGACUAUCUAAGAUUCAUAACUUGAAAACAAACAAAUAAUAGUAAUUUUUGAUUAUCACAGGAAAAAAAUCAAACAUUUUAACCGAACAAACCAAAUAAAUAUUGAUUUAAAAUGAUAGUUAUAUUUUAGGAGAUUAAAAAUAAAAAUAAAACAACCUAAAACCGAAUGAUAUCCAAAUUAAACAGAUUAAUGUCUCCAUAUUAAGAAAUAACGAAACUAAUAAUCACAUUCCGCAAGGCGCAGAUUAUUACCUAGUGUGAAACUAAAAAGAGAGAGGGAGAAUAGAAAAAGUGACAGCUCAUGAGCGUUUUACUAUAGAUAAAGAGCUUUUUUAAAGUUUUCACUCGGUUUAAAAAAACAUUUACACAAAGGGUAAGCGACAUAAGAUCAUGAUUAUCGGGAUUGUUUAACUGGGUUGCUUAAAUUAAUUUUGAUUAAAAAAAAAAAGAAAAUUGCCUUUUAAACGAAGCAGCUUUGCUUAAUUAGGAGGAGGAAGAACCAGCGCUUAUGAAACACGCGUCAGACACAGAAGUCUCCUCCUCUCUCUCAUCUCUAUAAUUCCAAAACGUGUGAGAUUGAUCUCGAACGGGAGAUUCGAUAUGGUACAGUCCAUGUUUAGAACAACAAGGAGUCUUUUGUAAUCACUCCCAACAUCUUCACUUGUAAUCUCCUCGUGAAAGCUUUGUGUAAGAAGAACGAUGUGGAGAGUGCCUACAAGGUGCUCGACGAAAUUCCCGAGAUGGGUCUGGUGAAGAAACUCUCAGCGACAAGAAAAACGCCCUUGGGUACUCCGGGACAGCCUGUUUAGGGUGUGACUGCUGCGAGAUAACCGGGGUGGAUGCGAAGAUGAAAGAUGGAGUCUUGAGGAUGAUUGUGUCUAGGGUCAAAGUCAAAGACCAUGACAACAAGUGUACUCUCUUUCUCCCUCCCAACACAGGCGUUUGUGGUGAUGAUAUGCUGGUGCUUCCCAAUGAGAACGAAGUCAAGUUCUAUGGUGAGAACAAGGAGGUGUGUGAGCACGAUGAGAGUUGCCGUAUCUUCAUGGGAGCCGUCAAGGGUUCUAGCUUUUGUGCUCCUGGAGUUCCACCUUUGAGCCACGACAUCGCUUGGGAUGCUGAGUUUGGUGUUCUCAAAGUGCGUGUCUCACCUCCUGGCAGCAACAUCAGCAGCGAGUAGUCAUGCUCUCAUCUCAUCUCUCUAUUUUGUGUCUUUCAUUUCAAAUGUCUAUCUUGUUUUAGUUUGGGAGAACUUUUGAUUCGCUACCAAGUCUUCAUGUUUUAAGCUGUGACAGUUAUGUGUGGUUUUUCGGAUGGCUUGCUUGCUGUCUACGUAUCACUUCCACACUCAAAACUAAAUGGGAUUGGAAUUCAAACCUAUAAUGUGUGCAAAGCUAUUGUAGUAAUACUAUUGAACAAAGGGCUAUAGUAACCUAAGGUCUUUGGAUAAGUCAUGAAUUUGUUAAGGUUGCUCGCUGGAACAGAGGUACACCGAGGAAGAAUGAAACAUCUAGUGCAGAGAAUUUUCCAGUUAGAAGCAAAACAUGAGAGAAAUGACCUGUGAAGAUUGAAUUGAAAAAAUAUGCACCAAAAUAUAACAACUGAGAAAGGAAAAGGCUGUAGGGGAACCUCAUGAGAAGUGUUUUCCUGAAGCAUUUUUAGAUCCAUGUUCUGAGGCUGAACUAUUAAUCUUGUCCAGUCCAAUUUAUGAAAACUCAAACCACUAUAUUCCACCACGUGACACGUCACGUCUAACUUGACAGUCAUAUGCUCAAUGUUAAUCUCCAGUAGUGGAACAUCAUUACUCCCUAAACGAAGAGCAUGUGACACGAAUGUAUUAUAGCCUCUCAGUUUUUAUCGACAAAACGUGAUUUGCUCCAAAGUGAAAGUAGAACACAGAGAAGUUCCAUUUGCCGAGAGAGUGGAACAUAAAAAAAAAAAAAAA
Brassica rapa (field mustard) is the source of this 1992-nucleotide messenger RNA. RefSeq lists its product as uncharacterized. NCBI's taxonomy places the organism in Eukaryota, Viridiplantae, Streptophyta, Magnoliopsida, Brassicales, Brassicaceae. The record is from RefSeq and is a predicted model, not a curated record.